Molecule: messenger RNA, 5208 nt
Organism: Alnus glutinosa
Lineage: Eukaryota; Viridiplantae; Streptophyta; Magnoliopsida; Fagales; Betulaceae
Product: putative disease resistance protein RGA4
Exons: 10
Coding region: 50-3514 (1154 amino acids)
Biological process (GO): defense response to other organism
Molecular function (GO): ADP binding
Source: RefSeq, a predicted model, not a curated record
UCAUUCAAUUCUCUACCCUUUUUAGCAUUCCUUCACUCACCAUAAAAAAAUGGCUGAAGGUGUUCUCUUCAACAUUGCCCAGGGAAUUAUUGGUAGUUUGGGCCCUUUGGCUAUGAAAGAGAUCAAACUGCUGUGGGGUGUCAAAGAUGAGCUUGAAAAGCUUAAGGACACAGUUUCUAUCAUCAACGAUGUGCUUCUGGAUGCGGAGGAGCAACAGGUUAAGAGACAUGCAGUUAGAAAUUGGCUGAAAAAGCUAGAGGAUGCCAUGUAUGAAGCAGACAACUUGCUAGAUGAUUUCUCCACUGAAGUUCUGCGGAGAGAAAUGAUGACCCGUGAUAAGAAGGCAAAAGAGGUACGCAUUUUCUUUUCCAAAUCAAACCAGUUUUUAUAUGCUCUCAAAACGGUUCAUAAGAUUAAGGCAAUAAGAGAGAGGUUAGAUUCCAUUAAUGCAACCGCUAAGGAUUUCAACUUAAAGUUGAGAGAUGAAGAGAUACCAAUCUGGAAUAAGAAGAGGGAUGACAGUUAUUCUUUUGUACGUACAGAAGAAGUUAUUGGUAGAGAGGAUGAUAAGAAGGAAGUUAUAGAAUGUUUGAUGGAAUCCAAGGUUGAAGAGAAUGUUUCGAUCCUUCCAAUUGUUGGUAUUGGUGGAUUAGGAAAGACUGCAUUAGCCCAACUCAUAUUCAAUGACGAGAAAAUUAAAAAACAUUUUGAGCUAAAAAUGUGGGUUUGUGUCUCUGAUAACUUUGAUGUUGAAAUCAUUGUUGGAAAAAUCUUAGAAUCUGCAACAAACAAGAAAACAGAAAAGUUUGAAAUGAAUACAUUGAUCAAUGCUCUUCGAAAAGAAAUUGAUGGAAAGAAAUACUUACUUGUACUGGAUGAUGUGUGGAAUGAGGAUCCUAAAGAGUGGUUUGACUUGAAAAAGCUAUUGAUGGGUGGUGCAAGAGGCAGUAGAAUAUUAGUAACUACACGCAGUGAAAAAGUUGCAAAUAUUACCUAUUCAAUUAAACCAUAUUUAUUAAAGGGUUUAGAUGAGCACAAAUCAUGGGCUUUAUUUAAGCAGAUGGCAUUUGAGAAGGGACAAGAGCCGAAAAAUCCAAGAAUUGUGGAAAUUGGGAAGGAGAUUGUAAAAAAGUGUGUAGGUGUCCCUCUCGCUAUAAGGACAAUGGGAAGCUUAUUGUACUUUAAAAAUUCAGAAACAGAGUGGUUGUCUUUUAAGGACAAUGAACUCUCAAAAAUAUCUCAGAGAGAAAAUGACAUCUUACCAACUUUGAAGCUGAGUUAUGAUCAACUUCCUUCACAUUUGAAGCAUUGCUUUGCUUAUUGUAGUUUGUUUCCAAAGGAUUACAAGAUUGAUAAAUCAACACUGAUUAAGCUCUGGAUGGCACAAGGGUUUAUCAAGUUAUCGGAUCAAACCCGAUGCUUGGAAGAUGUUGGCCAUGAGUAUUUUAUGGAUUUACUCCGGAGAUCAUUCUUUCAAGAAGCUGAAAUGAAUAAGUUUGGUGACAUAAUUAAAUGCAAAAUACACGACCUCAUGCAUGAUCUUGCCAUAUUAGUGGCAGGAUUGUUGAUCACCACGUUAGAUGAUAAGGAGACAUUCAUUGUUGAGAAAACUAGUCAAGUAUCAGUUGCUUAUCAUAUAAGUAGCAGUUCAUCUAAAGUUUCUACUUUAUUGUGUAAAGCAACUAGGAUGCGAACAUUUCUUCACCUUGGCAAGUACUUUGAGGCUAAUAUUGAUUGUGAUGCAACCUUUUCAAGUUCCAAGUUCUUACGCGUGUUGGAUUUGCAUCAGUCAUAUGAUUAUUCAAAAACUUUGAAAAAUUUAAGCUUUAUUGGGAUGCUGAAACAUUUAAGAUAUCUUGAUCUUUCUUGUGAGAGAGAAAUGAAGAAACUGCCUGAUUCUAUAACCAGAUUGCAAAAUUUGCAAACACUAAAACUCUCCGAUUGUAUAUCACUAGAAGAAUUGCCGAGAGACAUUAAAAAAUUAGUCAACCUCAUGCACCUUGAGAUAGAUGGAUGUGAUAGUUUGACUUAUAUGCCAGUAGGAUUGGGGCAACUGACUAACCUUCAGACGUUAUCCGCAUUUUAUGUCCACUCGGGUUCUCCCUCCAGACAUAGUGAUAGUGGUGGUUUACAAGAACUAGGCGGAUUAAAUAAGCUGAGAGGAGAGUUAUGGAUUGUAAAUCUGGGACAUGGGAAAGGUGUUGCGUUAGAAUGUAAGGCUGCGAAUCUGAAGGAGAAACAACAUCUUAGUACUUUGUCUAUAUGGUGGAAAGAAGUUGGGUUAGAUGAUGCCAAUAACUCGGAUGAAGCGUCAUUGGAAGGCUUCGAACCGCACCCAAAUCUGAAAGAGCUUUACUUAAAUUACUAUCAGGGUUCAAGGCUUCCAAGUUGGCUCUUGUUACUCACAAAUCUUGUUUCAUUUCGAUUAGAGUAUUCUCAGAAAUGCCAGUAUCUGCCAACGUUGAGUCAACUGCCUUCUCUCAAGUAUCUUCUUCUUUGGUCGUUGAAGUCUCUGGAGUACAUAUCAGAAGAAGACGGUGAUAGCAAUGACUUCUCUUCUUCUUCAACGGUGCAAACACCAUUUUUCCCGUCUCUCAAGACAAUUAGUCUCAAUUAUUGCCCUAAUCUCAAGGGGUGGUGGAGGAGUAGGAAGAUGGAUUCUUCUGCGGAGCUCAAUAGUGAUAGUGAUAAUUCCGUUGAAAUAACGGAGCAUCAUUUACUCCCUUCCUUUCCUCGUCUUUCAGACUUAUGGAUUUCCAAUUGCCCUAUGUUGACUUCCAUGCCGAUGUUUCCACAUCUUGAAGAUUAUUUGCAACUAUCUAAUAGUAGCUGGAAGCCAUUGCAACAGACAAUGAUGAUGAAUAUGGUAGCACCGCAAAGCACAACGUCUACAGCAACAGCCUCCUCUUCAUCCCCUCCUCUCUCAAAAUUGAAGUCUCUAACACUCGAUUCCAUUGAGGAUCUAGAAACUCUGCCGCUGCAUAACCUCACUUCUCUUGCGUCUUUGGAGAUAUCUCGUUGCAAUAGAUUGAAGUCUCUCUCCCCAGGUAUACAACAUCUCAUUGCCCUUCGAAACCUGGAUCUUGCGUCUUGUCGUGAGCUUGAGGUAGCCAAUAAUGAGGAUGAGAUGCAAUGGCAAGGCCUUACGAGCCUCCUCUCCCUUCGCUUCUCAAGACUUCCAAAAUUGGUGUCUCUCCCCUCGGGGCUUCAACAUGCUACCACUCUACAAAAGCUUGAGAUUGUGGAAUGUGAAAGCUUGACGGCUAUACCAGAGUGGAUCCACAACUGCAAAUCACUUCAAGUGCUUGAAAUUGGUGAUUGCUUGAAUUUGGCGUCUCUUCCCGAAGGAAUGCAUAGGCUAACAUCUUUGCAGAAGCUAACAAUUGAGGAUUGUCCCAUCUUAUUUCAAAGAUACAAUAGAGACACAGGUAAGGAUUGGGCCAAGAUCGCUCACAUUCCAGAGUUAGAUUUACAGCAACUGCCUCAAGAGUCAGAAAAUUCAAGCACCGAUUGAGCAUUUCGACUAAUUCGGAUGCAGAAGCAGCAAAAUCCGUUGAAGGCACAGAAGAAACAGGGGACAAAGAUUCAGAGCUUAUAAAAAUUAAAUGAAGAAAAUGAAAAUUAUUAAAUCUGCCAGACUACCUCAACUGAGAAAAAAUUAAAACACCCAUGGAUCUUCGAUUUAUUCAGAAGUAGCAGAACCUAUUGAAGUACAGAAGAAACAGGGGAAAGAGAUUCAGAGCUUAUUAAAAAAAAUCUAGGGCACUACGUGAUUCUUCACAUAUUUGGAGCAAUUAGUGGAAAUUGGCACUUGGUGAAACUGGAGCAAAUAUUGUGCGGAAGAUUCAAUCUGGCAACAACACUCUGAGAACUACCAUACUGCACGGGUAUAGAUUUGCACCAAAUUGAUGAUCCACGGUGGAUGUUGACAGUUUGAGUGAAGAAGAUUGAUGUGAGUUUAAUUCAGUGUGGCAAACAGGGGAUGUAGCAUUGCCAGGUGGGAAAAUGGAGGAAGGAGAUGUAGAUGACUCUGCUACUGCGUUGAGAGAAGCCAUGGAAGAGAUUGGCUUGGAGCCCAAUUUGGUUCAAGUUGUUGCCACUUUACAGCCUUUUACCUUUCUUUUUCUUUUCUAUUUUUUUUUUAACUUUUUUUUUUUUUUAAUUUUUUUAAUUGAAAACGUAAAAGGGUUGCAAAGGGAUCUUCCCAUUUUUUAUCUUACUGGAAAAAAGAAUAGAAAACCGGUUGAAAAUGCUUCCAAACAUAAGGUAAGAAGUCGCUUCUUACCUUAUAUGUCCAAGCAUGCAGCAAUCAUUUAAUGGAGGUAAGGAAUACAGAUACGAAGCUUUGCUAGGAGGGUGAAGGAAGACUUGCAUGCACAUAUCUCAUACCAGCAGUAGCUUCCCCGCGGAUUAUGUGCCCAUUGUGUUCGACAGCUUUUGUGCUAAUGUCGUGGUUGAUGGGUGUACUAGUAACCUUGGACUAUGGGACAUUAAUGGAUAUGAGGAUUAUAACUGGUUGAGGCCUUUGAGCUACAGAGGUGCAUAUGUUUUUUUUGUUGGCCGUCUCUCCUAUCAGCAAAGCCUGCUAUGAAAUGAAAAUAUCUCCAAGAAGUGAAUUCCUGAGUUGUGGCAUUACGCCCCAACUGUGCCAAUUGUGCUUGUAGGAACCAACCAAACUUGAUGUACGGGGAGACAAGUAGUAUUUGAUUGAUCAUCUUGGCACUACAUCAAUGAUCUUGCAGUUGGCUGUUGUUUGGAAAGAGAAUUGUCGACCAAAAGAGGGAGGAAAAUUCAUAUGUUAUUGAUAUGAAGGGUGAUUGAGAUACAAGAUGAUAUUUAGUGCAGAUUUUCUUCUAUGAGGACUCACAGCAGUUGCCUAUCUAGAUUUUAGUCAUUUGAAAUUUAUUGAGUCCUGAAUUAUCAGUUUUUUUUUUUUUUUUUUCUAAGUUUUUGGGUAUAUAUGUAGUAUUCCCAAAUAGAUCGAAUAUAUCUUCUUAACUUUGAGUUCAUAAUUCUUGUUUGUUUUGGACUUUUGCAAUAUCCAUUUAUUAGCUUGUAGUAUCAUUUACUUGAUAUAAUCAUGAGGUGAACUAAAGAGUAGCCUAUACUUGAUAUACAUUUUGUGUAAUUCAAAUUUCACAAUGAGCAGAUUUUCUUGAAAGAUAUGUUUUCUUCUCUUCAAAUUUUCAUCACAAUGAGCAGAUUGUC